UCAAAAAGUUGCAUGAUUAUAUUGAAAUGAGGAAGUUUGGGUUUGAAGGAAUUGUUGUUAUUUCGAACAUGUUUAUUAAAUUUAUUUCUAGGCGACGUUUCGCCCGAAAGUGUGUUUGCUUUCUGUGAUGGAUUAAUUAAUGGGUUAAAACAAGAACUGUUGACUUUUUGGAGGAAAAACUUCUUGGAACAUUGAUGAUAGAAACUGAACGUUAAUACGAACUUAACAAAUGGUAUAAUAUACAAGUUUUAUAUACUCUAUAAAACAAACAUAAAGGCGUGAUGUAUUGCAACAAUCCCAACAACACAACGCCAGCAAACGUGGAGGCCAUAUCGGCAGUAAGCUGCACCUUGUCAAUCUUGGGCGCUAUCGUGAUCUUUAUGACAUACAUUUUCAUACCGGAAAUACGGAACACCACGAGGAAAUUGGUCACGUGUUUGACUGUAGCAGACCUCUUUACUCCUUUUGGGUAUUUAACCUCCAUCAUAUACCAUGAAUCAAAAACGGGUGCAAAUGAUACCCUGUUCUGUACAAUACAGAGUGUUGUGACCACAUACUCAAGUCUGGUGUCAUUCUUCUUGACAGUCUUCAUUGCUCUGCAUCUCUUUUUGGCAGUCCUCCGUCCGCAGAAUAGCCCACGUGGUCUCAUUUUGCCUGUGGCUAACAUUAUAAGUUGGGGUGUUCCAGGUAUCAUUAUAAGUGUGGCGCUGGCUGAAAAUAUGCUCGGAAGGGAAGCAAACGAUUCAACGACUAUCGGAACGGGGUCGUGGUGCUGGGUCAAAUGCAAAGAAAGCGACACCCACAAGACACUGUUUUACAUGUAUUUUACCGGGAAAGGCUUUGAAUUGCAGUGCUAUUUGUACACAGCAGCUCUCUAUGUUUUAAUGAAGCUGCGAAUACAUCUCGUACACAGACACAGAAGCCUUCAUGCUAUCCAGCCAGAUUUACGAGACGAUGACCAGAAUUUCGUUUAUGUGUGGCUGGUCCUUCUCAUGAUACGUAUUUGGGGUACGAUCCGAUUCUUUCUACGAGCAAUCCCCAAGAGUGCCAGUGAUGUGAAUGAUGAAAUGGAAAGAGUUGAUAAGGUUUUAACAUACUUUCAGGCCAUUGGGGAUCCAAGCCAAGCCUUUUGCAAUUGUAUACUGUUUUGCUUACUGGACGGUGAUGUGCGGGCAAAAAUUCUGGGAUAUAUUUCAUGUAGGACCUCAAAUACUCAAACCAACUAUAUGGAUACUGUAGAAGAUACAGAGAAUGACUUUACGUCGGCUGUUGCCUCGAAUGGCAACGUUGAUUUUAGUCCUCUGUUUGGUCAUAAAUCAAUAAAGGAUAAUGGAAGACGGAGAUAUGGCUCUUGUAGCGAGCUUCUCCAUGAGAGCGUUAAUCAACAUAAUGAAACUUAUGAACGCUUAUAUACUUCAACGCGAUGAUCCGUAGUUAAAUGGCAAUACUAGCGGGACACAUGAAUUUGGAUGUGUACAUUCACUGGCAAUUCCGAGUGCUUAUUUAAACAAUGCGGAAUUCCAAUGUCGUGAUAGUUUUAGUGUUAGUUUAAUCAAGAUUUCUUUAAUUGUGCAUUUUUGGCUUCCGGAACCCGAUGGUGGACAAAUGAUCUCUGGGCACAUGCUUUGUUAAUUGUUAUAUAGUGAAUAUAUAGUGAAAUUACAUAAUGAUAGUUGAAAUAAUGAGAUUGGUGAUUAUUUUUUUAUUGCUGUCUGUCAGAGGAUUUUCCUCGUUAUACGACAUUGU
Mya arenaria is the source of this 1746-nucleotide messenger RNA. RefSeq names its product G-protein coupled receptor 157-like. Lineage: Eukaryota; Metazoa; Mollusca; Bivalvia; Myida; Myidae. The transcript has 4 exons. Gene Ontology annotation, molecular function: G protein-coupled receptor activity. Gene Ontology annotation, cellular component: plasma membrane. Bases 282 to 1427 code for a protein of 381 amino acids. Gene Ontology annotation, biological process: cell surface receptor signaling pathway; adenylate cyclase-activating G protein-coupled receptor signaling pathway. The record is from RefSeq and is a predicted model, not a curated record.